This is a messenger RNA of Leucoraja erinaceus (little skate), 3870 nucleotides long. RefSeq names its product glycylpeptide N-tetradecanoyltransferase 1-like. Gene Ontology annotation, biological process: N-terminal peptidyl-glycine N-myristoylation. The transcript has 12 exons. The record is from RefSeq and is a predicted model, not a curated record. Bases 47 to 1498 code for a protein of 483 amino acids. Gene Ontology annotation, molecular function: glycylpeptide N-tetradecanoyltransferase activity. Gene Ontology annotation, cellular component: cytoplasm. Lineage: Eukaryota; Metazoa; Chordata; Chondrichthyes; Rajiformes; Rajidae.
GCCAGCGUUACUGUGUGAGCCACCUUGUCGCGCUCCCUUCCGAACGAUGGCGGACGAUGAUGAGACAGCAACAAAAGAGGCUGAAGAAGACGACAUGUGCGGCAGCGACUGUGAGAACGAUGAGGAUGACGCCCAUAGCCAAGAUAAGAUCCCAGGGGAUGAGACGGGAGCAAGGAAGAAAAAAAGGAAACCAAAACGGAAGAAGGAAAAAGAAAGUGGGAGGCCAGACUCGGUCGAUCAAUCAAGGUCUAACUCGUUGCCUGCCGAGAAGCUCCAGGAGAUCCAGAAAGCCAUUGAACUGUUUAAUGUUGGUCAAGGCCCAGCAAAGAGUAUGGAAGAGGCAACCAAACGCAGUUAUCAGUUCUGGGAUACCCAGCCGGUGCCAAAGCUUGGUGAAGUAGUGACAGUACAUGGCCCUAUUGAACCAGACAAGACAAAUAUUCGACAAGAGCCCUACAGUUUGCCGCAAGGAUUUCUCUGGGAUGCCCUGGAUCUUGGGGAUGCUGAAGUGUUGAAGGAGCUGUAUACGCUGCUGAAUGAGAACUAUGUGGAGGAUGAUGACAACAUGUUUAGGUUUGAUUACUCACCUGAAUUCUUAUUGUGGGCUCUGCGUCCUCCUGGCUGGUUGCUCCAGUGGCAUUGUGGUGUACGGGUCGGCUCCAACAAGAAAUUAGUGGGUUUCAUCAGUGCCAUUCCAGCUAAUAUUCAGAUUUACGACCACCAAAAGAAGAUGGUGGAAAUUAACUUUCUGUGCGUGCACAAAAAACUGCGAGCGAAGCGGGUGGCUCCAGUCUUGAUCCGUGAGAUCACCAGGCGAGUCAACCUUGAAGGCAGUUUCCAGGCUGUGUACACUGCAGGCGUGGUGUUGCCUAAACCCGUAGGCACUUGCAGGUACUGGCACAGGUCACUAAACCCACGCAAACUAGUUGAGGUGAAAUUCUCUCAUCUGAGCAGAAACAUGACUAUGCAACGAACAAUGAAACUAUAUAAAUUACCAGAGACACCAAAAACACACGGUCUGAGGCCGAUGGAACAUAAGGAUUUAAAGGGUGCGUGCAGCCUGAUGAGAGAAUACUUGAAGCAGUUCCACCUGACUCCAAUAAUGAAUGAAGAGGAGGUCGCUCACUGGUUCUUGCCUCAGGAAAAUAUUAUAGAGACUUAUGUGGUGGAGAACCCUGAAGGAAAAUUGACAGAUAUGAUCAGUUUUUACACACUCCCUUCCACCAUCAUGCACCAUCCUGUUCAUAAGAGCCUGAAAGCUGCUUACUCUUUUUAUAAUGUCCAUACCAAGACUCCCCUUGUUGACCUCAUGAAUGAUAGCCUCAUCCUUGCUAAGUCGAAAGGUUUUGAUGUUUUCAAUGCACUGGAUCUAAUGGAAAACAAGACCUUCUUAGAAAAGCUGAAAUUUGGGAUUGGUGAUGGCAACUUGCAGUAUUAUCUGUACAAUUGGAAGUGCCCCAGCAUGGCUCCUGAGAAGAUUGGACUCGUGCUGCAGUAAAGUUGCUAUAAAUGGAGCUGGGAAAAGCUACCAAUCAGCCAUAUCAGAAAUGUAUUCUGGCCUGACACUGCUGAACCUGGAAGCUAGUGAGAAAUGGUGAAGGAAUGAAGCCCAUGGCACUUGAAGAGUUUACAGAUUAUAGCAUCCCACAUACUCAUUGCCCUGCCCAACUCUGUCAAAAUCAAGAUAUAUGCAUUAAACAUGAUUUUAAUAAAUGGAUUAGAACUAGUCAAAUUGGAAAAGGCAAUGUCAAGAGUGUCCAAAGAUUGAAGCAGUGUCUUGUAUCUCUGAGCUUUGACCAAGAUUUAUCUCGCCCAAAAAGCCACAUCAACAAAAACAGGUUUCUUAUUAAACUGUUUAAGAAUCUAAUUUCUUAAUGUAUUAAUUUGGUAAUUAUUAUCUGUAGAUGAUUGUCUUUUCAUAGAGUUUUAUGGUGACCUCAUUUACAGUGCUCUCCGUAAUGUUUGGGACAAAGACCCGUCAUUUAUUUAUUUGCCUCUGUACUCCACAAUUUGAGAUUUGUAAUAGAAAAGAAUCACAUGUGGUUAAAGUGCACAUUGCCAGAUUUUAAUAAAGGCAAUUUUAAUAAAUUUUGCUUUCACCAUGUAGAAAUUACAGCAGUGUUUAUACGUAGUCCCCCCCCGUUUCAGGGCGCCAUAAUGUUUGGGACACAGCAAUUUCAUGUAAAUGAAAGUAGUCAUGUUUAGUAUUUUGUUGCAUAUCCCUUGCAUGCAAUGACUGCUUGAAGUCUGCGAUUCAUGGACAUCAUCAGUUGCUGGGUGGUUUCUCUGGUGAUGGUCUGCCAGGCCUGUAUUGCAGCCAUCUUUAGCUUAUGCUUGUUUUGAGAGCUAAUCCCCUUCAGUUUUCUCUUCAGCAUAUAAAAGGCUUGGGUUCAGAUCAGGUGAUUGACUUGGCCACACAAUAAUUGACCAUUUUUUAGCUUUGAAAAACUCCAUUGUUGAUUUUGCAUUAUGUUUUGGAUCAUUGUCUUGCUGUAGAAUGAACCGCCGGCCGAUGAGUUUUGAGGCAUUUGUUUGAACGUGAGCAGAUAGAAUGUGUUUAUACACUUCAGAUUUCACUAUGCUAUUACCAUUAGCAGUUGUAUCAUCAAUGAAGUUAAGUGAGACAGUCAGCAGCCAUACAUGCCCAUAAUACCCCCACCACUGUGUUUUACAGAUGAGGUGGUAUGCUUUGGAUCUUGGGCAGUUCCUUCUUUCCUUCAUACUUUGCUCUUGCCAUCACUCUGAUAUAAUUUAAUCUUCAUCUCAUCUAUCCACAAGAUCUUUUUCCAGAACUGUGGUUGCUCUUUUAAGUACUUCUUGGCGAACUGUAACCCGGGCAUCCUAUUUUUGUGGCUUUGCAUCUUGCAGUGUAGUUUGUGUUUCUGUUCAUGAAGUCUUCUGCGGACAGUGGUCAUUGACAAAUCCACACCUGCCUUCUGAAGAGUGUUUCUGAUCUGUCUGACAGGUGUUUGGGGUUUUUUCUUUAUUAUAGAGAGAAUUCUUCUCUCAUCAGCUGUGGAAGACUUCCUUGGCCUGCCAGUCCCUUUGCAAUUAGUAAGCUCACCAGUGCUCUCUUUCUUCUUAAUGAUGUCCCAAAUAGUUGAUUUUGGUAAGCCAAGGUUUGGCUGAUGUCUCUUAACAGUUUUAUUCUUGUUUCUCAGUCUCAUAAUGGCUUAUUUGACUUUCAUUGGCACAACUUUGGUCCUCACGUUGAUAAAACAGCAAUACAAGUUUCCAAAGGUGAUGGAAAGACUGGAUUGAAAGAAUAGGUGCUGAGCGCUCUCUUAUACCUGCAUUAAGGAGGCAAUUAAACACACCUGAGCAAUUACAAACGCCUGUGAAGCCAUGUGUCCCAAACAUGAUGGCCCUGAAAUGGGGGGGAACUAUGUAUAAACACAGCUGUAAUGUAUAAAAAUACCCUUUAAUAAAAUCUGACAGUGCACUUUAACCACAUGUGAUUUUUUUUCUAUUACAAAUCUCAAAUUUUGGAGGACAGAUGCAAAUAAAUAAAUGAUGGGUCUUUGUCCUAAACAUUAUGGAAGGCACUGUAUUGAGCAUGCUUUAAGUAGCAUUUCCAAUGCAGUGGGACAUGCUUACGUAUGAGGGUGGGAGUUUUCCAGACUAGAGUUUUGGGGUUCUCUACAACUGCAGGUUACCAAAAAGUGUUGUCUUCAUACACUUUUGUUUGUUUUCUGAUCAAAUUUGAGGAUAGGUUGCCACGUUAAACCUGAGAAGAGUAGCUUGCUGGGAUGAAAUGAGUUGAACCUUGUGUUAGGCUUAAGACAAAAACUAAACACACAACAGUUGAUGGAAAUCAUUGUUUAAUUUAGGAAAUAAAAAAUGUGUUGCAAAAUCUAGAAGUUAACAGUA